Molecule: messenger RNA, 1167 nt
Organism: Plectropomus leopardus (leopard coralgrouper)
Lineage: Eukaryota; Metazoa; Chordata; Actinopteri; Perciformes; Serranidae
Source: RefSeq, a predicted model, not a curated record
UCAGGCGUCCUCGUCUCCAGCAUGGUGCUGCUGCUCUCCCAGAAAGCCUUGUUCAAGUUCUACACGCUCUUCUUCGCCGUUCUGCUCGGCGUGGCGGCCGUCCUCAUCAACUACUACGCCACGUCCCACAUAGACUUCUACAGCGCCUACUACAAGGCGGCGCUGGGCUUCAAGCUGCUGCCGAGGAACGGCCCCACGCUGUGGCUGGGCAUGGCUGCCGUCCAGCUCGUCUUCGGCGUGGGCUACGUGUUCCUGCUCAACCUGCAGUCGGUGUUUGCGGCGCUGGUGGUGCUGGACAUCAUGAUCCCUCUGUGGGGGCUGAUGAUCGAGCUGCCCGCGGACGUCCGGCAGCUGGUGGCGGUGUUCUCGGGGCUGGCGCUGGCUCUCAACACGGCCGUGUGCCUCGCCAUGAAGCUGAAAUGGUUUUACUACUCGUGCCGGUACGUCUACCUGCUGGUGCGGCACAUGUACCGGAUGUACGGGCUGCAGCUGCUGCUGGAGGACACCUGGAAGAGGAUCCGAUUCCCCGACGUGCUACGGGUGUUCUGGCUGACCCGGGUCACCGCCCAGGCACUGAUCCUGGUCUACGUGGUUCGGGCGGUGAGGAGGGAGAGCGGGGACGCCACGGGCGGGGCCACAGACGGGAGCUCCGACUCACAGGGUUACCUGCUGAGCUGGGACGUGUUCUGGGAUCUGACCAGUAACCUCAUCAUCUCUGGCUGCGACUCCACGCUCACCGUGUUGGGGAUGAGCGCCGUCAUCUCCUCGGUGGCUCACUACCUCGGCCUCAGCAUCCUGGCCUUCAUAGGAUCGACGGAGGAGGAGGACAAACGUUUGGGCUUCGUGGCUCCGGUCCUGUUCUUCAUCCUGGCUCUGCAGACCGGCCUCAGCAGCCUGGACCCCGAGGAGCGGCUGGUCCGUCUGAGCCGGAACAUGUGCCUCCUGCUGACCGCCAUCCUGCACUUCAUCCACGGCAUGACCGACCCCGUCCUGAUGUCCCUCAGCGCCUCGCACGUGUCCUCUUUCCGCCGCCACUUCCCCGUCCUGCUGGUGUCCCUGGCGCUCUUCGUGCUCCCCGUGGUGCUCAGCUACGCCCUGUGGCACCACUACGCCCUCAACACCUGGCUCUUCGCCGUCACCGCCUUCUGCGUGGAGCUCUGCCUCAAG